Messenger RNA from Diachasmimorpha longicaudata, 574 nucleotides. RefSeq lists its product as uncharacterized. NCBI's taxonomy places the organism in Eukaryota, Metazoa, Arthropoda, Insecta, Hymenoptera, Braconidae. Bases 1 to 348 code for a protein of 115 amino acids. The record is from RefSeq and is a predicted model, not a curated record. The transcript is spliced from 2 exons.
AUGGGGACCGAGGACUCCAGAAUAGAUCCAGGAGAUCCUCAAGUGUCCCAUCGAUCGACACUCGUCGCUAAGCUGUCACUAGAAUCAGUGCGUUAUCUAAGAAUUAAUAUUCCAAUCGAUCGGAAGAUAGUGUGUAACAAAGUGACCCAUGAUAUUCAGAGUUUGAAGAAAGGCUCUUCUGGACCCGAGUCAACCCUGUUGGACCCCAGGAAAAGGGUGGACACCCCUAAAACACCCAGAGAGGAGAAGAAAACCCCGGAACCUUGGAAAAGUGUCACCAGUCGAGUGGCCAUUCAGGAAGGCCGUAACUACAUCAAUCUGCCAAACUUUCAAGUUCAAUUGCGCUGAUAAUGCGAAUAGCAGUCUUAUAGAGUCCAUCCUAGCCACUGGAGCGAAAGUUUGUUGAUAGUCGACUCCAUACUUUUGGCUAUAACCCUUGGCAACAAUUCGGGCCUUCCUGCGCGCAAUUGAUCCAUCGGGGUUAUACUUAUUUAUUCAAAACUGUCCGACAUCCAACUGUCUUCUGAGAAUCAUCCUUUUUAAUAAUUUGAAAGGUGUUGUUGGACACAAGACU